This is a messenger RNA of Miniopterus natalensis, 4871 nucleotides long. It is a transcript of the gene SEMA3C, whose product is annotated as semaphorin 3C. Gene Ontology annotation, cellular component: plasma membrane. Gene Ontology annotation, molecular function: chemorepellent activity; semaphorin receptor binding. Lineage: Eukaryota; Metazoa; Chordata; Mammalia; Chiroptera; Miniopteridae. The record is from RefSeq and is a predicted model, not a curated record. Gene Ontology annotation, biological process: semaphorin-plexin signaling pathway; negative chemotaxis; axon guidance.
GGGUGCCACGGCGCUGCGGCGCGGGGGAGUCCUUUACAAAGAAACUCGGGGGCCCGCGAAGAGAGAAUUUCACCCCUAGGACGUCCUAGAAAUUCAGGUCUUCUGGGAAAAGGGCUAGAGACGCGCGGAGCCAGACCGGCAGCGCGUUGCUUUUUCCGUGCUGCUCGCUUCCCAUCUCGGUAUUUCCCUUGGACAUUAACUUGAAAAUCUGAAGAAAUGGCAUUCCAGGCAAUUUGCAUGUUGGUUGGAGUAUUUGUUUGUUCUAUCUGUGUAAAAGGAUCUUCUCAGCCCCAAGCAAGAGUUUAUUUAACAUUUGAUGAGCUUCGAGAAACCAAGACCUUUGAAUACUUCAGCCUUUCUCACCAUCCUUUAGACUACAGGAUCCUAUUAAUGGAUGAAGAUCAGGACCGGCUAUAUGUGGGCAGCAAAGAUCACAUUCUUUCCUUGAAUAUUAACAAUAUAAGUCAAGAAACUUUGAGUGUUUUCUGGCCAGCAUCUACAAUCAAAGUCGAAGAGUGCAAAAUGGCUGGCAAAGAUCCCACACAUGGCUGUGGGAACUUCGUCCGCGUAAUUCAGGCUUUCAACCGCACUCAUUUGUAUGUCUGUGGGAGUGGUGCUUUCAGCCCAGUCUGUACUUAUGUGAACAGAGGGAGGAGAUCAGAGGAUCAAGUUUUCAUGAUUGACUCAAAGUGUGAAUCUGGAAAAGGACGGUGCUCUUUUAACCCCAAUGUGAACACAGUGUCUGUUAUGAUCAAUGAGGAACUUUUCUCUGGAAUGUAUAUAGAUUUCAUGGGGACAGAUGCUGCUAUUUUUCGAAGUUUAACUAAGAGGAAUGCAGUCAGAACUGAUCAACACAAUUCCAAAUGGCUAAGUGAGCCUAUGUUUGUCGAUGCACAUGUCAUCCCAGAUGGAACUGAUCCAAAUGAUGCUAAGAUUUACUUCUUCUUUAAAGAGAAACUGACCGACAACAGCAGAAGCACAAAACAGAUUCAUUCCAUGAUUGCCAGAAUUUGUCCUAAUGACACCGGCGGACUGCGGAGCCUUGUCAACAAGUGGACAACUUUCCUAAAAGCGAGGCUGGUGUGCUCGGUGACUGAUGAAGAUGGCCCGGAAACACACUUCGAUGAAUUAGAGGAUGUAUUUCUGCUUGAAACAGAUAAUCCAAGGACAACACUAGUGUAUGGCAUUUUUACAACAUCAAGCUCAGUUUUUAAAGGAUCCGCAGUGUGUGUGUACCAUUUAUCUGAUAUACAGACUGUGUUUAAUGGUCCUUUUGCCCACAAGGAAGGGCCCAAUCAUCAGCUGAUUUCCUAUCAGGGUAGAAUUCCAUAUCCUCGCCCUGGAACUUGCCCAGGAGGAGCAUUUACACCCAAUAUGAGAACCACCAAGGAGUUCCCAGAUGACGUUGUCACUUUCAUUCGGAACCAUCCUCUUAUGUACAAUUCUAUCUACCCAAUCCACAAAAGGCCUCUGAUCGUCCGAAUAGGCACUGACUAUAAGUACACGAAGAUAGCUGUGGACCGAGUGAAUGCUGCUGAUGGCAGAUACCAUGUCCUGUUUCUUGGAACAGAUCGGGGUACUGUGCAGAAGGUGGUGGUUCUCCCGACUAACAGCUCUGCCAGUGGUGAGCUCAUCCUGGAGGAGCUGGAAGUUUUUAAGAAUCAUGUUCCUAUAACAACAAUGAAAAUUUCAUCUAAAAAGCAACAGUUGUAUGUGAGCUCCAACGAAGGGCUUUCCCAAGUGUCUCUGCAUCGCUGCCACAUCUACGGCACAGCCUGCGCCGACUGCUGCCUGGCCCGGGACCCUUACUGCGCCUGGGACGGCCACUCCUGCUCUAGGUUCUACCCAACCGGGAAGCGGAGGAGCCGAAGACAAGACGUGAGACAUGGCAAUCCACUGACCCAAUGCAGAGGAUUUAAUCUCAAAGCAUAUAGAAAUGCAGCUGAAAUUGUUCAGUACGGAGUAAAAAAUAACACCACUUUCCUCGAGUGUGCCCCCAAGUCUCCGCAGGCAUCUAUCAAGUGGUUGUUACAGAAAGACAAAGACAGGAGGAAAGAGGUCAAGCUGAACGAGCGCAUCAUCGCCACCUCCCAAGGACUCCUGAUCCGCUCCAUCCAGGACUCUGACCAAGGACUGUAUCACUGCAUCGCAACGGAAAACAGCUUCAAGCAGACCGUAGCCAAGAUCAACUUUAAAGUGUUAAAUUCCGAAAUGGUAGCGGUUGUAACAGACAAAUGGUCCCCGUGGACCUGGGCCAGCUCUGUGAGGGCUUUGCCCUUCCACCCCAAGGACAUCCUGGGGGCCUUCAGCCACUCGGAAAUGCAGAUGAUCGACCAGUACUGCAAGGACACGCGGCAGCAGCCGCUGGAGGAGGCCCCGAAGAUGAGAGGGGACUACGGCAAGCUCAAGGCCCUCAUCAACAGCCGCAAGAGCAGGAACAGGAGGAACCAGCUGCCGGAGUCCUAAUGUCUUCUUACCUGGGGCCCUGCUUCCCCCAGUCUGUCUUCAGUGAUCCAACUUGGAACGAAGAAUCUUGCUCUUACCCGCGGGCAAUGCCCGAGGGUGAUUACACAGGCCUGCAGUGAAUGCUACCUGACCCGCAACCAGCAUGCUUUUCUUGUAGGGUACUGACUAGCCGUAGACAUGUCGUGGUCCUCAUGGUGCAGAUAAAUAUUUAAAUUAACCUAGAUUUUAUUUAUGUCUUUAUUUACCUUUUCUUCAAAUCAUUACGGUGGUUGUCCAGCUAGAAUUCUUACGUCCCUUGGUUGAACGAGGGCCGUAACCCCGUGACCUUCCUUCCUUGCUUUAAGGAUUUUUCAUUGUCACCGAUUUUAUAUAUGCAAACAAAUACCAAAUCCACAACUUUUACAUAGUAAAGUAAUAUAAAUGCAUGUGACAGAGUAGCCGUCUAAAGAAAUGUAGAAGAGAAGAAUCGACAAAGAAGAGGGCAUCUGAAAGUUACAUAAAAACAAAAGUGGCUCCUAAAGAGAAAAGUUUAUAUGCUUCCAGAGAAAUAUGUUGUUGGUUACUUUCAAUUUUCUAAAAAUUGUCAGUAGCUGAGAUCUGUCAUGGACUCUUGUUCCCUCAUUUCAGAAGAUAAAAUGAAUGACCCUCACUAUAAAUGUCUUUGAUUUGAGUUAUGUCAGUAUAGCAUUUAAGUUUAUAUUCUUAUGUUACUGUCUUCCAAACAAAAGCACUUUUUUUGGAAGUCAUUUAAGUUAUUCUAGACUGAGAGACUAUAAUCUAAUACUUUUUAAUAGAUUAUUUAGUUCUAAUUUUUUAGUCUCUGUGGCAAGUUAAACAAUAUAAGAAGAAACACUUUUUGAAAUUUCAAACAUGUAUUUGAGGCACAAAACCUACCAAAGUGGAAUAAUAAGAAAAACUGAAGAAGAAAAUGCAAUUUUAUUAGCAAAAGUUUAUAAAAAACAUGACUAGGUUUUAACUUUAAUAAUUAAUUCCAUAAUUAACUUUUUUUUUUUUUUGGUUUACCAACCUUAGAUAUCAUAUUGAUUUUUAAGUAACCAGUCCAUUUUUAAUGAUCUUUUGUGUGUGCUGGAGAGGUGUUCAUUUUGUGGAGAAAUGAAAAAAACAACAACACACUUAGUCUGAACAAAAAUAGACAUAACUUUCUUUUGAAAGAAUGUUAAUGCAUUGUGUUCACUGGUAUGUAAAUACAAAUGUGGGAAGUUUUGUGAUGAAUAAAAUAAUUAUCUUCUAGUUGUAUGUUUGAAUCAUUUUAUUAGAAUAAUUUAAUAUUGAGUUUUUUACUCCAAAUAACAAUUAGAUGAAAGGAACAUGGAAAUUUUCUUCGUACUUUCAUAUUUCUUUUAAAGUAAAAAAUGUUGCUCUUUUAUUUUAUUUACCUUUAAAGAUAUUUUCAUGUUUCCAGGUACAAACAGAAAUUGCAUGAUACACUUAAUCAAAAUUUAGUACAAAAGUUUUAUUUGUGGUUAACAAUCCCUGAAGAAUGUUAUCAAGGUAAACAUGUCGCCUUUUGAAGCACUGCAAUAUAUAAACUUCAAGAACUAAAAAUCAUUGUCAAAAUGAAUGUAAUCACUGAUCAUUAGAAUCUAAGAAUAUGAUUAAUUAUCUAAGUGGUGGUAAAUUAUAUUAUAAGAGGAGGCCUCAAGGGGGUGAAAAUAGUUGAACAGAACAUAAAUAUGUUCAUUUUUAAAGAAAAGCUAUUAAUUAAAUCUAUUGUUGCAAAUGUGUAUGAUUCUAAAGUAGUCUCUAAAGCAAAUUAUAUAAAUAAUUUGCCUACAUAAAGAGUGUAAAUAAACCUCUUUAUUUCUCCUCUAUGUGCAGAAAUAGAAAAGUGUGUAAAGCCAAAACCAUCUUCUGUGUUUAUGGUCAAGCUAUUCUGUGUACAGAGUUGAAAGUACAAUUGUUGUAGAGUCAAAAGACAGGGGAAACUACACAGGUCUUCUUGCUUCAUAUAAAUUCAACUGAUAGAUGAUAAGAGUGUUUAGUUUUGUAAUAUUAUUUGUGCUAUUUAAUACCUUUUACUUUAACAUUAUUAAAUUGUAUAUACUUUUAUUACUUUUAAAAUUAUAGAAAUCCUUGAACAGAGCUCCCAAAUGUAAAGAAAAAUUUCUUUUUCAAAAAUAUUGUUAACAUAUACUGAAUGUUGGUGGUUGAUUGGUUUUAUUUUGUGUAGUUUGACAAUUCAAAGACUUAAUAUGUUUUCCAUGUGUGUUGUAUAUAACAUUUCCUAGAAAAGCACUUUUUUCAAAGUGUAGAUUUGUGAAUAGAUUUUAGCAUGAUGAAACUGUCAUUACAGUGAAUGUUCACUCUGUGUAAGAAAAUAAGCUAAAUGUAGUUAGUAAAUUAAUAUUUAAUUGGAUACUGAAUAAAGCAUUUGCCUGACAAAA